CAGGCCCCUUGUGCAGCCCAGUGGCCCUGGUUAAGGUCCAGCUGGGCCCCAAAACACAUGACAGAGGCUGGACUAGCUCCUUCCUGCAGCCUCUGCUCUUGGGGUUCUGUACUUUCCUGCCCCAAUAGGCCAUGGGUGGUAGGGGCAGCUGUCCCGUCUCCCUGGGGCUGCCCGGGGUGAAGGUGACAGGUGGGGGAGGCAGGUGGAGAAUUGGGCCAGUGAGCUCAUGGCAAAAGCACCCAGCCGGGCGGGGGUGGGUGCUCUGUCCUAUAAAGCCCCUGCAGCUCCGCAGCCCACAGAGUGGGACGGCACCAUGGAGGGCUCCGAGGCAGUGCAGAAGGCCACAGCGCUCAUCGAGCAGCGGCUGGCGCAGGAGGAGGAGAGCGAGAAGCUCCGAGGAACUGCCCACCAGAAGUUACCCAUGGACAUGCUGGUGUUAGAGGAUGAGAAGCACCAAGAAGCUAACAGUCAGGCAUUACAAAAGGUCAAGGGCCAAGAGCGAGUGCGCAAGACAUCCCUGGACCUGCGGCGGGAGAUUAUUGACGUGGGCGGGAUCCAGAACCUUAUCAAACUUCGGAAAAAACGGAAGCAGAAGAAGCGGGAAGCCCUGGCCGGCCCCCAGGAGCCACCUCCAGAGCCUGAGGAGAUUACUGGCCCCAUAGAUGAGGAGAGAUUCCUGAAAGCAGCGGUGGAGGGGAAAAUGAAGGUCAUUGAGAAGUUCCUGGCAGACGGGGGUUCAGCUGACACCUGUGAUCAGUUCCGCCGAACAGCACUGCACAGAUCCUCCUUGGAAGGACACAUGGAAAUCCUGGAGAAGCUUCUGGAGAGUGGGGCCACUGUGGACUUCCAGGACAGGCUGGACUGCACAGCCAUGCAUUGGGCCUGCCGUGGGGGCCACUUGGAAGUCGUGAAACUCCUGCAAAGCCGGGGAGCCAAUACCGAUGUGAGGGAUAAGCUGCUGAGCACCCCUCUGCACGUGGCAGUCCGGACGGGGCACGUGGAGAUCGUGGAACACUUUCUAUCCCUGGGCCUGGACAUCAAUGCCAAAGACAGAGAAGGGGACACUGCCCUGCACGAUGCUGUGAGGCUCAACCGCUACAAAAUCAUCAAACUGCUGCUCCUGCAUGGGGCUGACAUGAUGACCAAGAACCUGGCAGGAAAGACCCCCACGGACCUGGUGCAGCUGUGGCAGGCUGACACCCGGAAUGCCCUGGAGCACCCCGAACAGGGGUUGGAGCAGAACGGACUGGAGGGUCCUGCCGAGAGUGGGCGGGAGACCCCCCAGCCUGUGCCAGUGCAGUAAAGGUCUGUCCAGCCCCUCCCCUGCCUGCAGGCGGAUGAUCACGGUCCCCAGAGCCAGCUCAGAAUUAACUCUGAGGGCCCAGCCGUUCCACUGCUUAAGUGGCAUUUCUUCUUUGACCCGAGAGCCCUCAGCAAGCAACUGCAAUAAAAAAGUCAUUUUUGCUAUUGGUGACAUUUGUUUCCAUUUGUGUCAGAAAUACUUAGGAAGGCAGGAAGAAUGAGGGCAAGGGUGGGCUGCAGCGAGGGAGACUUGUAGCCCUUGGCUCCCCUGAGCCGGUGCGGCUUCCUCUGCCACACAG
Loxodonta africana (African savanna elephant) is the source of this 1601-nucleotide messenger RNA. RefSeq names its product ankyrin repeat domain 2 (gene ANKRD2). Lineage: Eukaryota; Metazoa; Chordata; Mammalia; Proboscidea; Elephantidae. Gene Ontology annotation, molecular function: protein binding. The record is from RefSeq and is a predicted model, not a curated record.